Messenger RNA from Camelina sativa (false flax), 805 nucleotides. RefSeq lists its product as uncharacterized. Lineage: Eukaryota; Viridiplantae; Streptophyta; Magnoliopsida; Brassicales; Brassicaceae. The record is from RefSeq and is a predicted model, not a curated record.
CAAAAAAACCGUCGCAACCCACUACGAGUACACGAGAAGUUGUUUUAUUUAAAAAUAUUUCGUAAAUGGGAGUAAAAAAAUAACCAAAUGGUCAAGAGAAGGAUGAAGACGACGACGACGACGACGGCGAAAGCAAACACAAUCUUGGAGAAGAAACUCGAAGAACUCGAGGGUUUGCUAGAAGAAAUCGGUUCUGGCAAUGGUGAUCAUACUAUAGCAUACCGGGAAUUCAAAGACCGGUUUCUUUUCACGCAUACCCUUUUAGCGGCGGAAAUAUCGUCGGUUAAGGAAGGUGAAGAAGGAGCAGAAGAGAAGUUGAAACUUCGUUGCAUGGCUAAGAGGUUAGCCGAACUUGAAGAGGCUUUCAAGGAUUUGACCGGUCCAAUCGACGAACCGAACAUGCAGAGUUUGGAAAGUGGUGGUGGUGGUGGUGUCAAUGUUGAUGAUGAGCAGACCGGUUUGAUUCGCUCGUUGGUUGAAACGUUACACGGAGAAUAUAAAGACGAUGCGUCGUUAGAGGAGAAGUUGGCGAAGAGAAAAACCGAGAGGAUGAAGACGAAGCGGUUUAGGGGUUUGGUUAGUUUUGGUUUAGUUGCUUUUGUUGCGAGUAUGGUUAGUUUCUACGGUUAUCUUUGUGAUCAAACGAACGAGAAAACCGUGUUUCUCACUCCUACUUAAUUUUCGUAACAAUUUGUUGCUGUUGUGGUUCAUUGAUUACGGUGUGAGUAAUUAAAUUAUAAUGACUAUUGUGUUAUAUAUUUUUCAGUAGAUUUUGGCUUUCUAUAUGAUUAAUGGUUUUUUUGUU